Juglans microcarpa x Juglans regia is the source of this 5545-nucleotide messenger RNA. RefSeq names its product protein PHYLLO, chloroplastic. Gene Ontology annotation, biological process: amino acid catabolic process; menaquinone biosynthetic process. Lineage: Eukaryota; Viridiplantae; Streptophyta; Magnoliopsida; Fagales; Juglandaceae. The record is from RefSeq and is a predicted model, not a curated record. Gene Ontology annotation, molecular function: thiamine pyrophosphate binding; 2-succinyl-5-enolpyruvyl-6-hydroxy-3-cyclohexene-1-carboxylic-acid synthase activity.
CUCCAAAUAAGUACUCACCCCGAUACGCUCACUCUCCACUCUCUCUCUCUCUCUCUCUCUCUCUCUCUCUCUCUGGGACCUCUCUCGGUGUCUUUAUCAUCGUUUGUUUCGUACUUGAAAUUCUAUCCCUUUCAACGGGAAGCAAUGAUUUCCCAAGCAUCACUGUCUAACGGCAGCUUUUGCCCUCUCUCCAACCUCCAUUAUUCUACCAAACGCUCUCUCCCGCGCUCAAUGCGCCCACCCGUACUACCUUUUCUCGGCCGUAAUUCCCGUCGCUUCGACCUUCUCCGCCUCCCUCCUGAUCCUACUCUGCAGGUUGUCGAAGCGGUGAGAUAUGACGGUCCGGUGGUUGAGAUCGGGGAUUUGGCGGGAAUUGAGGACGGGGAGUUGGAGUUUGAGACUUGCGUUGCCCGCACUCUGCCUCCGGCAUUGACGCUUGAGCAGGGGCUCCAGACUAUCAACGAGGCUGUUGAGGAGUUGAAGAUGAAUCCUCCUUCUUCUUCUAGUGGAAUUUUAAGGUUUCAGGUGGCUGUUCCUCCAGGUCCAAAAGCUUUGAAUUGGUUUUGCUGUCAACCGGAGGAGUCGUCCGUAUAUCCUCUCUUCUUCCUCUCCAAGAAUACAGACGAUCCAACAGACAAGUCAUUGUAUUUAAAAAAAAGUAGUGGAGUUUUUGGAAUCGGUGCUGCGAUUUACUUUAAGGAUUCCUCGUCUUCUAGUUCGCGAAGUUCGACCAAAAGAUAUCUAUCAAUUGAUUCAACCUUUAUAAUGGCUUAUGGUUUUAUGGAUGUUAAUUUCAACAUUGAGUCAUCUUCCAUGAUGCAUGAGGCUGGUUCUUCGUACUUUUUCGUUCCACAGAUUGAAUUAGAUGAGCAUGAUGGGGUUUCUAUUUUAGCAGCAACAAUUGCUUGGAAUGAUUCUUCUCUUUGUUCAUUUGAAGAAGCACUCUGUUCUUAUGAGUUUUCCCUCAAACAGGCUAGUUCUCAUUCUUGGCCCCACUCCAAAAGCAUAAGAUCUACUCUUGGAAAGCUCAAUGCGGUGGAGGAUAAAACUCUUUCGAUGGUGUACAUGAACCUUCUUUCGCAAGGAAGAAGAGAAGUUAUGGCCGAUAUUAUAGAACUGAAAGAGGCUCCAUCUUCCAGUCAAUUCUGCAUCAGGCUUUCACCAGCCAUUGCUGUUGCCAGUAACAUGUUGGAUCAUACCAGUGAAAUGUGUUACUCAUCACAAGACUAUGCCAACAUCAAUGCGGUCUGGGCAUCACUUAUAGUUGAAGAAUGCACUCGACUUGGUUUAACGUAUUUUUGUGUAGCUCCUGGAUCGAGAUCAACCCCCCUUGCAAUUGCUGCUUCUGCUCAUCCCCUGGUAACAUGUAUUGCAUGUUUUGAUGAACGUUCACUAGCAUUUCAUGCUGUCGGUUAUGCAAGAGGAUCUCAGACCCCAGCAGUAGUCAUAACAUCGUCUGGCACAGCAGUUUCAAAUCUUCUUCCUGCUGUUGUGGAGGCUAGUCAAGAUUUUGUACCGCUACUGUUGCUCACAGCUGAUCGUCCUCCAGAGUUGAUAGAUUGUGGAGCAAACCAAGCAAUUAAUCAGGUGAACCAUUUUGGUUCUUUUGUGAGGUUGUUCUUCAACCUUCCUGCAGCAACUGAUCAGAUUUCUGCACGGUUAUUACUUACCACCAUUGACUCUGCUGUAUAUCGGGCAACCUCUUCCCCUCGUGGCCCUGUUCAUAUCAACUGCCCUUUCAGGGAGCCACUGGAAAAUAGUCCAAAAAAAUGGGUGCCAAGCUGUCUUAAGGGGUUAGACUUUUGGAUGUCUAAUGCCGAACCAUUUACUAAAUAUAUUCAAGCACAGAGUUCUCGUGCAUUUACUAAUACUAACAGCCAAAUGACCGAGAUUUUAAAUGUUAUUCAAAGUGCUAAGAAUGGACUUCUACUUAUUGGUGAAAUACAAACGGAGGAUGAGAUAUGGGCAGCUAUUCUCUUGGCUAAACACCUGCAGUGGCCUACUGUAGCUGACAUCUUGUCAGGGUUACGAUUGCGGAAGCUUUUGGCUUUUCCUGAACUUCAAGAGAAUUUUAUAUUUGCUGAUCAUCUUGAUCAUGCUCUGAUUUCAGAUUCUGUUCGGGAUUGGUUGCAGCCUGACGUGAUUAUUCAGAUUGGGAGUAGAAUAACAAGCAAGCGCGUAUCUCAGAUGCUAGAGAAGUGCUCUCCACGCUCAUAUAUCAUGGUUGAAAAGCAUCCAUUCCGUCAUGAUCCUUCACAUAUUAUGACUCACAGAAUUCAGAGUACCAUUGUUGAAUUUGCCGAUUGUUUACUUAAAGCUAAAUCUCCACAAAAGAACAGCAAGUGGAGCUCUUUUCUGCAUAUAUUGAAUACAAUGGUUUCAUGGGAGAUAACAUUUCAAAUUGGCAGCAAGUACCCAUUGACUGAACCUCAAGCUGCACGUGUAAUUUCAGAAGCACUAUCAUGCAAGUCUGCUCUUUUCAUUGGGAAUAGCAUGCCAAUACGCAAUUUCGAUAUGUAUGGACAUAAUGGGUCAGAAUGUAUUCAUAGUGUUGCGGCUACAAUGUUGAACUCAGAACUACCAUGUCACGGGAUAUUGGUGGCUGGAAAUAGGGGAGCUAGUGGAAUUGAUGGGUUGCUCAGCACAGCUGUUGGUUUUGCUGUGGGCUGCAACAAACGUGUACUGUGUGUGUUUGGAGAUGUAUCUUUCCUCCACGAUACCAAUGGCUUGUCACUUUUGAGUCAAAGGAAUUCGCGGAAACCAAUGACAGUUAUUGUGAUAAACAAUCAUGGAGGUGCAAUCUUCAGUCACCUUCCUAUUGCAAAGAGAGCCGAGCCAAGUAUAAUGAAGCAAUUCUUUUACACCGAGCAUGAUGUUUCAAUUCGCAGCCUAUGUGCCGCACAUGGUGUGAAGCAUUUACCAGUGCAGACAAAGAUGGAGCUUCAAGAUGCUUUAAUGAUAUCUCAAGGUGAUGAGAUGGAUUGUGUAAUUGAAGUUGAGAGUGCCAUUGAUGCCAAUGCUACCUAUGCCAGUAUUUUGAGACAAUAUGCAAGCCAGGCGGCAAAUCAUGCUGUAAGCAUCCUCUCAAGAUUUUCUGUUCAAGAUUCCAUUUCACAUGGAGACUUCCUUUGCAAGGUCGAGAGAAUGGAGUACUCCCUGUUUAGAAUCCCGCUUUCUGCUCCAUCUACUUUGACUUCAGUUGAUCGUGAUCAUACCAAGCUUUAUCGAGAAGGUUAUAUGUUGUCUUUAUAUCUUGAAGAUGGAAGUGUUGGGCUUGGUGAGGUUGCACCUUUGGAUAUCGACAGAGAAAAUAUGCUUGAUGUAGAGCAGCAACUCAGAUUUAUUCUUCAUGUAAUAAAAGGAAAGAAGAUUAGUUUCUUCCUUCCUCUGCUAAAGGGCUCAUUUUCUUCUUGGAUAUGGAACAACUUGGGAAUUCCGCCAUCCUCAGUCUUUCCCAGUGUGAGAUGUGGCUUAGAAAUGGCCAUCCUCAAUGCCAUAGCAGCAAGGCAAGGUUCCAGUUUACUAAACAUAUUACAGCCCAAUACUGUUGAAAAAGAAAAAUCUGAAAGUUCAUCAAAGGUUAAGAUUUGUGCCCUUCUUGAUCCCAAGGGAACUCCUUCAGAAGUAGCUGAUGCUGCUACAACUCUUGUUGAAGAAGGAUUUACUGCGAUAAAGUUAAAAGUAAGUCGGGCGUCGGGCAAUCCCAUGCAUGAUGCCACUGUAAUACAAGAAGUAAGAAAGAGGGUUGGCAGCCAGAUAGAUCUCCGUGCAGAUGCUAAUCGAAACUGGACCUUAGAAGAAGCUGUACAAUUUGGCUCUUUGGUAAAGGAUUGUGACCUGCAGUAUAUUGAGGAACCUGUUCAGGAUGAAAAUGAUAUCAUCAAGUUUUGUGAAGAAAGCGGCUUGCCUGUAGCUCUGGAUGAAACUAUCGCCAAUUUUCAGGAAAAUACUCUCGAAAAGCUGGAGAAGUAUACUCACCCUGGAAUAGUUGCUGUUGUUAUCAAACCAAGUGUCAUUGGUGGAUUUGAAAAUGCAGCACUGGUUGCACGCUGGGCACAACACCAGGGAAAGAUGGCUGUUGUCAGUGCUGCAUAUGAAAGUGGCCUUGGUUUGUCAGCAUAUAUUCAGUUUUCUUGCUAUCUUGAGCUGCAGAAUGCAGACUUAUGCAAAGUAAUGAAAAAUGAGCCGAUCCCAUCUAUAGCCCAUGGUCUGGGGACAUACCGCUGGCUUGAAGAGGAUGUUACAACUGCUCCUCUCAGGAUUGAUCGUGAUCCAUCUAGUGGUUUCAUAGAAGCUUCUGUUGCCGAUGCUAAUCGAGUUCUGCAGAAAUUUCAAAUUAACCACAACGUUAUUCGUAGAAAGUUUACUGGAGAGCAAGUUAGUACAUACCGAUUGAAUGUAGAUGUGAAGGGCUUCUCUUGUUCUGUCAAAGUUCAUGAGGUUGGACAAAGAACCAAUGCAAGUGAUGAUACAGUUUUAUUUCUUCAUGGAUUUCUUGCUGGUGAAGACUGGAUUCCUAUCAUGAAGGCCAUCUCAGGAUCAGCAAGAUGUAUUUCAAUUGAUAUUCCUUGUCAUGGGGGAUCAAAGAUUCAAAACCACAGUGCUAAGGAUGCCACACAGCAUCCAAGUUUGUCAAUCGAGGUAGUUGCAGAUGUAUUGUACAAAAUGAUUAAUCAAAUUACUCCAGGGAAAGUUAUUUGCGUGGGAUACUCAAUGGGAGCUAGGAUCGCACUGCACAUGGCCCUGAGAUUUAGUGAUAAGAUCAAAGGAGCUGUUGUAAUAGCUGGAAGCCCUGGUUUAAAAGAUAAAGCAGCAAGAAAAGUUCGUACGGCUAAAGAUGAUUCCAAAGCACAUUCCCUUCUUACUCAUGGCUUACAACCAUUUGUGGACACCUGGUACACUGCCGAUUUGUGGAACAGCUUAAGAGGCCAUCCCCAUUUCAAUCAAAUAGUCACCAGCCGCUUGCAGCAUGAUGAUGAACGGAAUCUUGCAAAAGCUCUCGCUGACUUAAGCGUUGGGAGACAGCUGUCUUUGUGGGAUGACCUGAAGCAUUGCAAAACGCCACUUUUGCUCGUGCACGGGGACAAGGAUACAAAGUUCAAGAAAAUAGCUCGUGAAAUGUAUCAUGAAGUUAGCAAUGGCUUGAAGAGUGGAGAUGAGUCAAGGGAGGAGAUGCAUGAGAUUGUUGAGGUUCCCAACAGUGGCCACGCUGCCCAUCUGGAGAACCCUCUCUCUAUUAUCAGGGCGUUGAGGCAAUAUUUGACGAAACUGCGAACAACUUCUUUCCAAUCCACAGAGUCCUCCUUCUAUACAGAGCUGUAGCCUUUUGUCAUUGAUAAGAUGCAAUAAACCAGCUGAUAAUGCAGACGACGAUUGUCUGAUGCGUCUCGCAAUAAGAAAAUGCUGGCGUAGCCAUUGUCAAAGUUCAUUGUUUAUAAUUCUUUUUGUUGCACGGAUACUGCGUAUAAGCAAAUAAAUUAGCAAUGGGAAUUUCCCACUUUGAAAGGCAAUAAAAAUAAAAAUAAAUAAAAAUUAUGGUUUUACA